AUCUUAAAAUCGUGUCAAUUUUGUUCUUAGAUUUUUGUCGUACGUUAAUUUUGUGGGUCGCUUCGAUGUUGUUGUAUUGUUAUUGCUUGAUGUUUAUCGCGAGAAUACGCGGUGGUCUCGGAGGCGGCGAGAUUUGUGACGCAAAGUGGUCGAUUUCGCGGGAAGUGUUACUUUUGCUCGUAGGCAAAGAAUAAAAUCAGUAAAUUAAGCGCUAAACCUGACGUGAAACUGUUAUCGGACGAAGCGCGGCCUUCAUUCUUCUAAGGACAACCAUGUUCUCCGACCUGAGCGCCCAGAAGGAUGGCUCCUCUCUCCUCUGCCGCCCUGCCUCCGAGGACCAGGGGCCGGUGUUUGAGAGGAUGCCGCUGCUCUUCAACUCCUGCUCCGAGCGCUUCAAAGUCGGGGAGCGGAGUUUCAGUCGCCAGUAUGCUCACAUUUACGCAGCGCGACUCAUGCAGAUGAGGCCCAUGUUAUCAGAGAGAGCUCGGCAGAAGUGGGGAUCAGACGUGGUCAUCAAGAAGCUCUGUGAUUUGGAGGCGGGGGAGCAAUGUUGCAUUGUGGGGACUUUGUUUAAGCGUAUGGAUUUGCAGCCAUCUAUUUUGAAAGAGAUCAGUGAGGAGCACAACCUCCUGCCUCAACCUCCACGAGCCAAAUACAUCCAGGAUUCAGAUGAGCUGAUUCUGGAGGAUGAACUUCAGAGGAUCAAACUAGAGGGAAAAAUCGACAAAGACAAGUGUGUGACAGGUAGCGUCGUGGCAAUAUAUGGAGCAGAGAGAAACGACGGGAAGUUCACAGUCGAGGACUUUUGCACAGCAGAUCUCCCUUUGCAGACAGCAAGACCUGCACUCACCUCUGACAAGUUUGUGCUGCUGGUGUCAGGACUUGGUCUCGGCAGUAGUCAAGCUGACAGCAUGUUAGGGCUGCAGCUGCUGGUUGACAUGGUUACCGGUCAGCUCGGUGACCUGGGGGAGCAAAGCGGAGCAGCGACAAUUUCUAGGGUCCUACUAGCUGGAAGCCUGAGUCAAAAUACCCAGGACAAGGAUGCGCCAACAAAGGCAAAGUAUCUCACCAAGAAGACACAGGCUGGCAGUGUGGAUGCCAUGCGUCUUCUGGAUGAGCUAUUACUCCAGCUAGUGGCCUCAGUACCAGUGGAUGUAAUGCCAGGACAGUACGACCCCACCAACUACACGCUCCCACAGCAGCCUCUCAAUCGCUGUAUGUUCCCUUUGUCCUCUGUGUACCCAACGCUACAGCUGGCCUCCAACCCAUAUCAGGCUGACAUUGAUGGAGUGAGGUUUUUGGGCACAUCAGGCCAGAACGUCAGUGAUAUUCAGAAGUACAGCAGCAUGGACAGUCACCUGGAAAUACUUGAGGAAACGCUACGACUUCGCCACCUGGCCCCUACAGCACCUGAUACUCUAGGCUGUUACCCAUUUUACCAAAAAGACCCUUUCAUCUUGGAAGAGUGUCCCCACGUUUACUUCAGUGGCAAUGCCCCAGAGUUUGAGUCCAAAGUCAUGAAAGGUCCUGAUGGUCAGGAAGUGCUUUUGAUUGCGAUUCCAGAGUUUAGCAGCAGUCAGACGGUGUGCCUGGUCAACUUACGCACCCUUCAAUGUGAGCAAGUCAGCUUCUCUGCCUUCUCAGCUGAUGAAGAUGAAGACAGUGAGAUGAAUAUCAGCCACUGAACACCCGUGCCUACCGAUGGGCUGCCCUUUCUCUCAUAUUGGUGCAUGUUUGGUCUACUUUCUUCUGAUCACAGACCAGUCGAAUCAUAGUUGAGUCAAGCAUUAGAGCAGCUACGCUGAUGCUGAUCAGUGAGAUAAACUGAAAGAAAAAAACAGGACUGUUAUCAGGUGCUAAAAAGGAGAAGAGACAUGUUGUGUAUUAACAAGCCUUUAUUUGAAAAAUAACUCUUCUAUCCCAGCUGUGUCUGAAGAAACAUGACAGAAAACCUUUCCCCGUCUGACAGCUUGUUACCAACUGUGAAGUGCUUUCCAUUCAUUUAAUGGCCGGCCCUUCAUUCUGCAUUUCUGCCAUGUGAGGAAAGUGUAAAUAAUUCAUCUUUUUUUUAUUUUUUUUUUUUAAUGUGUGUCCACAAUAAACUUGAUUUCAUGAA
Messenger RNA from Mugil cephalus (flathead mullet), 2116 nucleotides. It is a transcript of the gene pold2, whose product is annotated as polymerase (DNA directed), delta 2, regulatory subunit. Bases 273 to 1685 code for a protein of 470 amino acids. The transcript has 11 exons. Gene Ontology annotation, cellular component: delta DNA polymerase complex. Gene Ontology annotation, biological process: DNA strand elongation involved in DNA replication; DNA replication. Gene Ontology annotation, molecular function: DNA binding. Lineage: Eukaryota; Metazoa; Chordata; Actinopteri; Mugiliformes; Mugilidae. The record is from RefSeq and is a predicted model, not a curated record.